AUGUCCCUAGGAGGUGUGUUGGAUUUCAUCACUGCAUUAUUAGAAACCACUGAAACAGACACAACAUCAAGAAAACCAGAUCUUGUUUGGGAAGAUGACCAUGGUAGAACAUUCACGCAAAAAGUAAUUCCAUCGAAAGCAAAAUUUUUAGACUUAUGGGAAAAAAAAUAUAUCUCGCGAAUGCAUGUAUAUUAUAGUUUUACCAUAGCAGAUUUCACUGACGAAAAUGAUAAAGAUAAAAAAACAUAUAAGUACUUUGAUGAGCUUUUCAUAACUAUAGCGAAUAUCAGGUUUAUCCUUGAACGAAAGGGCAAACCAACAUAUAAAUUUGUCGGUUAUCAGAUAAAAAUAAAUCCUCUCCUUGAGCCUUUAGUAACGUUGAGUAAUAUUGCUCAUGAUAACAAACAAUUUAUAUGUAAUGUGAAUGAACAGCUUGUGCCACCAAAAUUUUACGAUAUCACUGGUUAUAAAGAUGCACUCGUGUUUGAGUUUUAUAAGCGCUUUUCAUUCAAAAGAGUUGAAGAAUCAACUGAUGGUCAAAAAAAGGAAUAUUAUGUAAAAGAACCAUAUGAAAUUCCUAAAGACUCUAAUAUAAUGGUUGAACUUAUAUUAAUGUCUGGUACUCAAUCUCAACAUAAAUAG
Messenger RNA from Trichomonas vaginalis G3, 642 nucleotides. RefSeq lists its product as uncharacterized. Bases 1 to 642 code for a protein of 213 amino acids. The record is from RefSeq and is a predicted model, not a curated record. The transcript has a single exon. Lineage: Eukaryota; Parabasalia; Trichomonadida; Trichomonadidae.